Saccoglossus kowalevskii is the source of this 434-nucleotide messenger RNA. RefSeq lists its product as uncharacterized. NCBI's taxonomy places the organism in Eukaryota, Metazoa, Hemichordata, Enteropneusta, Harrimaniidae. The record is from RefSeq and is a predicted model, not a curated record.
CGAAGGUAGCCGAACGCGAAGCGUGUGCUGAGUGUAUCUUUUACAAGUGUGACUUGUGGUCAUAUUUUAUAUCGUAAAGGCUUGACUGACGUAUAUUUUUGCGGCGUUUGAUUAUCGAAAUGGCAUCGUCGCGACCCAUGGAGAGAGUCGUUGUGAAGACAGAAAGAACUGGUCCGUUUGAGUGCUACAUUCAGGGUGAUAGAAGUGCCAAACAGUUGUGUGUAACAUGGCAUGACAUUGGUCUUAACUAUUUGUCGUUUCACAAGUUUACCCAACAUCCUGAUAUGCUGAAUGUUGCUCAUAAAAUGUGCUUUGUCCAUAUCAAUGCACCUGGACAAGAGCCAGAUGCUGGCAAUCUACCAGAUGAUUUUCGCUAUCCAUCAAUUCAGGAAUUCUCAGAUGAAGUUGAUCCGAUUCUUGAUGCACUUGGGUAA